This is a messenger RNA of Candidozyma pseudohaemuli, 1149 nucleotides long. RefSeq names its product 4-amino-4-deoxychorismate synthase (gene ABZ1). The transcript has a single exon. Gene Ontology annotation, biological process: L-tryptophan biosynthetic process. The record is from RefSeq and is a predicted model, not a curated record. Lineage: Eukaryota; Fungi; Ascomycota; Pichiomycetes; Serinales; Metschnikowiaceae. The coding region runs from base 1 to 1149 and encodes 382 amino acids.
AUGGGUCUCAUUUCAUAUGAGGAGGGUAAGCAUGUUAUUCUUGACAAUGCUAGGAGCAUUUGCCAUCAGGAUGUCCCCGAUUUGAAACUUUUAUUCAUCGAGAGAUUCCUCAUUUUUGAUCACACGACUCAAAAUUGGGCCUUGCUUUCCAUCAAAAUGGAUGACCAACCCUGGUUGACGACCUUUUCGGAAAAGCUUGUCAAAUCGCAUAUACCAAAUCUUCAAAAAAGCGACGUUCCCGAGAGUGUUAAAGAACUCUGCGAAGACGGUCUCAUUAAGUUCGAUUUUCCAGACAGAGAAGCUUACAGAAAGCAGUUCGAGGCCUGUCAGAAACAUUUACAUUCGGGAGACUCUUACGAGCUCUGUUUAACGACCCAGCUGAAAAUUAAGCUUCCUUACAGUGUCCAAGCGUGGGAGAUGUAUAAAAUCCUUGCUUUACACAAGAAUCCUUCACCAUAUUCAUCAUUUAUGGCAUUUGACGACUGUGUCCUUUUGUCGUCUUCCCCGGAGCGAUUUUUAUGUUGGAAAGAUGAUGAGGUCGAUAGAAAGAAGAAAGUCGUUGAAUUGAGACCGAUUAAGGGGACAGUUAAGAACGAUGGCUCGAUAACUUCAGACAUGGCGCAAUCGCUCCUCAAAACACCGAAAGAAAUGGGGGAGAAUCUCAUGAUUGUUGAUCUCAUUAGGCAUGAUCUUAAUCCAUUUGUGAAAAAAGUGGAUGUCAGUGCUUUGAUGACAGUUGAGAAGUAUAAAACUGUCUAUCAGCUUGUAAGCGUAAUAAAGGGGGAGCUUCACAACAGUUGUGGUUGGGAAGUUUUGGCAGAGUCGCUUCCUCCAGGGUCAAUGACCGGAGCGCCAAAGAAGAGAUCAAUUGAACUUCUUCAUGACAUUGAGGCCUUGCAAGAAGGAAUGAAAAGCAGAAGAAGAGGCAUUUACAGUGGAGUAGCAGGAUAUUGGUCAAUCACGGAUGAAGCGGACUGGUCUGUAACAAUACGGUCCUUGUUUCAUUAUAAGCACGACAAAGAAAAUUCCGAACAAGAGCAGGUGUGGCGCAUUGGGGCAGGGGGUGCCAUUACAGUUUUGAGUGAUGAAGCGGCCGAAUGGGACGAGAUGUCACUCAAAUUGUCUAGCGCUCUUCAAAUAUUUAAAUAG